AUGGCAACCGCCAUGGACCCCGACUUUCCCUGCUCCCUAUCCAUCGACGUGCCCCUCCCCACUCAGCGCCUCGCAAAGACCGCGCUCCAGGCUUUGCAGGUCGACAAGGAACUCUCAGCGCUGGUCCGACGAAACUUGCUUAUUGCCGAGGGCGACGCACAAAGUCCUGCGGUUCUGCACGUAGAGUACAGUGCCACGACAAACCGUAUGCUGCGAGUGGCUGUGAACGGUUUUAUGGAAAGCUUGAAACUCGUCGUCGAGGUCAUGGAGACGCUUGAUGUCGAUGUUCUAGAGCCGGGGAGUAAUACAAACAUAUCAAGUUAA
Emericellopsis cladophorae is the source of this 324-nucleotide messenger RNA. RefSeq lists its product as uncharacterized. The transcript is spliced from 2 exons. The coding region runs from base 1 to 324 and encodes 107 amino acids. The record is from RefSeq and is a predicted model, not a curated record. NCBI's taxonomy places the organism in Eukaryota, Fungi, Ascomycota, Sordariomycetes, Hypocreales, Bionectriaceae. Gene Ontology annotation, cellular component: EKC/KEOPS complex.